AUGCAGCAAGGUCUGCGAGCGCCCGAUGUGUGUUUGCUGGAGGACGACUUGGAAAAACCGAAGUUCGAUCUUAGGUUACAUCCGGAGCAGUUGAGGCAUCGGUCGAAUUUGGACGGAGGAAAAAAUUGCAGGGUCUCCAUGGACGAUGGAUCCAGAAAAAUGUCCCCUUUAAAGGAGUCUCCUGAUGGAAAAGAUGAGAAGUCCCGGAAAGAGGAUCUGAGCUCCAUCCGGAGAUAUCGGACGGCGUUUACGCGCGAGCAAUUGGCGCGCUUGGAAAAGGAAUUCUGCCGGGAAAACUACGUGUCUCGGCCGCGAAGGUGUGAGCUGGCUUCCGCGCUCAAUUUGCCCGAAUCUACCAUCAAGGUAUGGUUUCAGAAUCGACGCAUGAAAGACAAACGCCAGCGCCUGGCCCUCGCCUGGCCGUACGCCGACCCGCACUUCGCAGCCUACGUCAUCAACGCCGCCCCCUACUCAGGAUACCCGCUGCCUCCGCCGUUCGCCGGCUACUACGCCGCAUCCCUGGCGACGCGGUAUCCGCCGGUUACCGCCGCAGCCGCACCUUACCUGGCCACGCCCCCUCCACCGGCCCGGCCGCACAUCCCUCCGCCCCCGCAGCCGAUCGUCACGGCCGGAGGCUACGUCCGGAGCGACGCCGCACCCUAUGGCACUUUCGGUGCCACUACCCCUUGCGUGGAUCCGUGCCGGUGCCACCUAGUCGGGUUCCAGUCCAGGCCCGUCGUGCCCAGCAGUCCUGGCAGUCCAGGGCUUGUGGUCGGGUCCCAAGAGUCAUCGCCGCGAGUCACCACAACCACCGAACCACAGAGUGGUCAGCAGAGGACCACGCAGUUGUUCCAGCCCUAUAAAACUGACAUAGAGCGUUCUUGA
Molecule: messenger RNA, 885 nt
Organism: Uloborus diversus
Lineage: Eukaryota; Metazoa; Arthropoda; Arachnida; Araneae; Uloboridae
Gene: eve
Product: segmentation protein even-skipped-like
Biological process (GO): regulation of transcription by RNA polymerase II
Cellular component (GO): nucleus
Molecular function (GO): DNA-binding transcription factor activity, RNA polymerase II-specific; RNA polymerase II cis-regulatory region sequence-specific DNA binding
Source: RefSeq, a predicted model, not a curated record